AUGAGAGUAGUUAGUGGAACAGUAAAAAGCACACCGACGAAAUGGUUACCAGUCUUAACUAAUAUUCUGCCACCAUCAUUACGCAGUAAGGAGGCACUGCUUAGAACAACAACCAAAGCUGAUAGGACGAAAAGAGCCCUGUUUUAUCAAAUGCUGAGAAAUACACCUAACCUCAGGUUAAAAUCAAGGAAAUCCCCAUGGAGCACAGCUAAGGAGUUGGCACUAUCAAACUUUGAGGGUACAAAAGAAUGGAGUGAAAACUGGAUAUCAAUAGAUGUAAAAAAUAGUGGUCUAGUGUCAGACUCAAAUAAAGGUGUAGAAGGCAUGGAUUUACCACGAGAUGUAUGGUCCGUAGUCCGUACUUAA
Messenger RNA from Macrosiphum euphorbiae (potato aphid), 366 nucleotides. The record is from the annotation of a GenBank genome assembly. NCBI's taxonomy places the organism in Eukaryota, Metazoa, Arthropoda, Insecta, Hemiptera, Aphididae.